Messenger RNA from Alternaria arbusti, 345 nucleotides. RefSeq lists its product as uncharacterized. The record is from RefSeq and is a predicted model, not a curated record. The transcript is spliced from 2 exons. The coding region runs from base 1 to 345 and encodes 114 amino acids. Lineage: Eukaryota; Fungi; Ascomycota; Dothideomycetes; Pleosporales; Pleosporaceae.
AUGUCAACCCCACCCCCAAACCCAACACCCCCACCAAACCCCUGGUCCAGCCAACGCCUGCACUACCGCGCAAUCCGCCCCAUCGACAUAAAUGUCUUCCACGCCUUCAGCGCCGACCACACCGGCUACGCAAACAGCAACUUCGACAACAUCAAGCUGCCCGGCCCCUCCGACACUGAAAAAUUCAUGAAAGGCGUCCAAAACGACUGCCUUUUGGGCGCCAUCAUCUGGCUACCCCACGCCCCAGAAACGACUGCUCUAAGUGACGAAGACCGUGAAAAGGCGUUCGCGACAAGGAGGAAGCAGGGGGAGAUCGUGGAUGAAGAAUUUGUUGCCGCCCCAUAA